Molecule: messenger RNA, 2592 nt
Organism: Herpailurus yagouaroundi (jaguarundi)
Lineage: Eukaryota; Metazoa; Chordata; Mammalia; Carnivora; Felidae
Gene: CLMN
Product: calmin
Exons: 14
Coding region: 16-2535 (839 amino acids)
Biological process (GO): negative regulation of cell population proliferation; nuclear migration
Cellular component (GO): meiotic nuclear membrane microtubule tethering complex; nuclear outer membrane; cytoplasm
Molecular function (GO): actin filament binding
Source: RefSeq, a predicted model, not a curated record
CACCAGACAUCUUGGAUGAGGGCCCCCCUUGAGAGGGAAAAUGUGCAGAAGAGAACCUUUACUCGAUGGGUAAAUCUCCAUCUAGAGAAGUGCGACCCACCCCUAGAAGUUAAAGAUUUAUUCAUUGAUAUCCAAGAUGGCAAAAUCCUAAUGGCUUUGUUAGAAGUCCUGUCUGGGCGGAAUCUGCUGCAUGAGUACAAGUCCUCAUCCCAUCGUAUUUUCCGGUUGAACAACAUAGCGAAAGCACUUAAGUUUUUGGAAGAUAGCAAUGUCAAACUGGUUAGCAUCGACGCAGCGGAAAUAGCAGACGGCAACCCCUCUUUGGUUCUUGGGCUGAUAUGGAACAUAAUUCUCUUCUUCCAGAUUAAGGAGCUCACGGGCAAUCUCAGCAGAAACUCGCCAUCUUCCAGCCUGUCACCUGGCUCGGGGGGCACAGACUCAGACUCUUCCUUCCCACCCACGCCCACCGCGGAGAGGAGUGUGGCCAUAUCUGUGAAAGAUCAGAGGAAGGCUAUCAGGACCCUGCUGGCGUGGGUGCAGAGGAAGACGAGGAAGUAUGGCGUGGCGGUGCAGGACUUCGCGGGCAGCUGGAGAAGCGGGAUGGCUUUCCUGGCCGUGAUCAAGGCCAUCGACCCCAGCCUGGUUGACAUGAAGCAGGCUCUGGAAGACUCCAUGCGGGAAAACCUGGAGAAGGCCUUCCGCGUGGCGCACGAGGCCCUUCACAUUCCCAGGCUCCUGGAGCCAGAAGACAUCAUGGUUGACACGCCAGACGAGCAGUCCAUCGUGACUUACGUGGCACAGUUUCUGGAACAUUUCCCGGAGCUGGAAGCUGUAUGUUUGUUUCCUUACCUUAUUCCGGAAGCGGCCUCUGAUGAGUCACCGGGGGUCGAGUCUUUGGUGGACAGGAAGAUCAAUCAUUCGCAGACUUCGGAGAGUUGUCCCUCCUGGAACGGGGCGCCAGAGGGUGCGGCCGGUGGGGGGAAGGAGAGCCGUCCCCUUUCACCCCUCGGGGACAACGCGGUUAUGGCCGACUCCUUGGAGAUCAAGGUCCAGCUGCUGACCGUAGAAGCUAUGGCUGAGGAAGACUAUUUUGAAAGCACACCUUUAAAGGCCUCUAAGUUCAACAGCGACCUAAUAGAUUUUGCCUCAACCAGCCAGGCCUUCAAUGAGGUUCCUCUGCCUCGUGAGAAAAGACCUGUCGAGGAAGAGGUUCCAGAGGAUCACGCUGAGAAAUUGGGAAAGAGGAGAAGCAAAUCUGCGCACCAGCGCAAAGACUCGGAUGAGUCCCCAGAGAGGCCGGACAAGCAGGAACCCCACAAGGACCCUGGGCGAGAGGACCCAGGCUAUUCUUUGGCCCCCGAGGAGGCACCGGUGGAAAAAAAGCCAGAGGCGUACGAGAAGCCCAAGCGCAAGUCCGCGCGGCGCCGUCGGGGCGAGGACGAGGGGGAGGCCGCGGGGCCGCAGGGCCCGGACGGCGAGCUGCCCUCUGACCCUCCGAGUGGCAGCCUCAGCCUGGAGACCCUGCACAGCCGCAGCCAGGAAGGCCUGGACUUCAAGCCCUCCCCGCCGCUGUCCAAGGUCUCCGUCAUUCCCCACGACCUUUUCUACUACCCGCACUACGAGGUGCCCCUGGCUGCGGUUCUGGAGGCUUAUGCGGAAGGCUCAGAGGACCUGAAACACCGAGACCUGGAUCUGGAGGAGCCGGAGGACUAUCUGCAUGACCUGGGGGCCGGGGCCGAGGAGGCCAAGGAGGCCGAGGUCUCUUGGAACAGCUGUAGCUUCUCGGAGCCGGACGAGGAGGGCCCUGAGGCCAGCAUCCCGGCCCCGAGUACCGACAGGGGUGCAGGGGGCACCAGACCAGCCUCGGAGCCCGCACCCCCAGCCCCUCCAGAAGGCCACCAGCCAGGGGAGGCCGAAGAGAGCGGCCCUGUGGAGAGCCAUCAGUCCCAGGAAUCUGAAAACUCGGGAAACUUAGCAAACUCUUUAGAAGAAAAGGUAACGGGAGAGUCAAUCAGCAGUAAAAAAAAGGAAAAAAGGAAGCACGUGGACCACGUAGAAAGUUCAAUAUUUAUAGCACCCGGCACCGUCCGAUCCUCAGAGGACCUAGAAGGAGACACGGGUGACCACAAAGUCCUUUCCAGGACUAGUCACAGUGACUCCAGCAUUUACAUUCGACGACAUACUAACAGGUCUUUGGAAUCGGACCACUUUAGCUAUGUUCAGUUGAGGAACGCGGCAGAUCAGGAUGACAGAAGAAACCGAAUGUUAACCAGGUACAAUACUCAGAAGCUCACUGAGCUGAUAUUACAGUUUUAUGGCAUCAGAGCAGACAUGAAGAAGGAAUGCAAACAUACCAGGAUGUCUAUGAAAGCCAACAACUCUGGCGAAGCCGUGUUCCAGGAGAGCCAGAGCUCACAGAGCGACUCUCUGACCCAGUUUGUCCAGCAGCCGGAUAUGAUGUAUUUUAUUCUCUUCCUCUGGCUCCUGGUUUACUGCCUACUGCUGUUCCCACAGCUGGACGUCACCAGACUCUGAUGCGUGUGUCUGCAUAAUAAAAAAAGGCUCCUGAGCGGGGGGCAGGAGUCUUGUCAC